CAUUGAUUACUUAAUCUCCCGGGUCUAAGCUUCAAUCAUAGUAAUUGUUAGUCAGUGUAUCUGCUACGUUCGUGAAAGUACUGUCAAAUAGGUUACAUUACACGAUGAUUCAAUCGCUACGUCGACUUCUGCCGAGCUUGAUUGACGAUCGAUGGCCGCAUACGAAUUAGUGUGAUUUUCUACUAAUUACCCCUCAAUUUUACUUGUUGAUUACGUGAAUCGUUACAUGCUCCAGUGCGGUUUACAUUAUUUAAUUAAUAUGCAUUAUCUGUUCUUCGAAAGCAUUUUUCUUUACUGCAGAUUUUUCCUAAAUUAUAUCCUUGUACCUAGUAGUUAUCCUUUGAUCAUGAUUCGUGAGAGUAGUCUGUACAGCUUUCGAUUGUGUGUAUAUUUUUGAUGAAUCUAAAUAAUAAUAGCGGCGCUUACGUUUCGUUAUCACUUUUAAAUUCCGCUUCGUUUAUUUCGCCAUAAUCUUAAUUGUUUACGGAUAGGUACGGCCAUAACAAAGAUUAUUGCGUGCUGAAACACUCCAAUGCACAUGGAAAUGCAUGCUAAGGUUAACGCUGUUCAGUUGACUGGCAAUAGUGAGAAACAUAUCCCACCUCGGCGCGCGGCUCGCUCGAGUGGCCGCACGCGCCUUCAGUCUGUGUCGACCGCAGCGCGGGAACUGCGCGCGCUGAGCUUCGCGCCGCACUCGAAUUUCGAACACGAUAUUCUUUUUCCAAAUCGUGCGUCGUGCGUGCGGUCCGGCAGUUUUUUUCCUCUAAUCAGUGCUUACCGGCCAGUGUUUUGAUCGAUUCAGAAGAGAAUUAAUGACAGUGUGCUGCCGUUUUAUAAUCGUGUCUGUUAUCGGAAGAAUGCGUAGAAAUCGCAACGCUUCAGCAGCUGGUUAGAAGACGGGUAUGGUGGCGCGUGCCCGGUGGUUGCCCGGGUUGAUGACUGCAGGCCCCAGUGGUGUUGGUUCAUGGUGGUUGCGUCGGCCUGAUCGCCAUAACGGUUGCAUGUAGAAGCAAAAAACAAACUCGCUCCAGUGACAAAAACCGUCAAACCGAUCCGGGAAUAGAAACAUGAUAUAAUAAACAACUCAACUGGAGCAGACGCAGUGACGCAACCAUGAGUUCCCGGGAAUACUACAAAGUGACGUACAGAAGCAAGACCACCGGCGACCACCCAUCCUACGACAACCAUCCCGACGCAUUAGACAACGACGCAGAGUUCAACGCCAACCAGUUCAAACUGUACGAUGACUUCACCACAGAUUUGAGGAUCAACUACAACCCUCUUAGGAACAACCUGUUCCCGGCCGAGCUCGGAAGGAGGGACUUCGCCGACAGGAGGAAGACUGCUGACCCCAACGACUCGGGCGUCGACAUGGAAAACGGAAAUCCGGUUGAUGUUGCGUCUAAUGACAGCGAUUUGUUGGAGAAUGAAGUGAUGGUGGACACGUGGAGCAGCAUGGACUCGUCCAACUCUCCGCUGACCGACUCCGGCGCGUCCGCCAGCGAGGACCUCACCCCCUCCACCUCGAGCGAGCCCCCGCGCCCCGCGCCCGACCCCCGCGACAAGCCCAAGACCCUCCCCAAGCCCACGGACAAGCGACGCGACCUCACGCUGCAACUAGACACCAUCGACGACCCCCUCCCGCGCCGCCCGCACUUCCUCGACGAAGACUACCAGCCCCCGUCUCGCUCUAACCUCGAGUGCAGGAUACCCAAGCCGCACUUCCUCGACCACUCCCCCUCUCCCGAUGAGCUGGACGAACGCAGCGACAUCACCAACCCGAAUUUCCUAGACGAUGAUAUCCUAGAAACAGAUGACGGUAAGAAAUCCGGUGCUUUACCCAAACGACAGCAGAAGCAGGAGGAGCGACCGCGGACGAACUACAGGACCGCACUGCACUAUGGGCUGGAGAGUGCGGCGCGGUCGAGUGAAAGAGACAAACGCGCAUCGCAGUUGUAUCGCGGCACGUGGCCCGGCGAGCGAGAGCCGUGGCCCGACGCCGCCAGCGUCCGUAGCUUCUCUAGCAGUGGCUCGGGCGACGCACCCCGCCCCGCAGCAAACCUCGACAACAAAAUGGAGUGUGUGUACUCUCUGCUAUCGCUCUUGACCCUGUCGCCCGACAACAACGCGGAUCUCAGCGGCCCGUUGUUGGAGAUGAGCCGCUCGGUCGAGAGCUGCGUCGCCAUGCGCCAGGCCGGCUGCAUACCGCUCCUAGUGCAGCUCAUACACUCCAAACUGCCAAGAGAAACGAGGGAUCGCGCGGCGAAAGCGCUCCGCAACAUCAUACACACACAAACGGACGACAAAGCCGGCAGACGCGAAGCGAGAGUCUGGAGACUGUUGGAGCAAGUUAGAGAAUACUGCUACACGCUAGAAGACGUGGUCGAAUCGCGGAAGGAAGGGAGAGAGUUAAUAGAGGAUGACGCGACGAAGCACCCGAGCCAGAGCGUGGCGGCGCUUAUGAAGCUAUCCUUCGACGAGGAGCACAGGCACGUGGUGUGCCAACUGGGCGGGCUGCAGGCAUUGGCCGCUCUUGUCAGCGGCGACCAAUCAGCGCACGGCAGCGGCACCGACGACCACACGUGUCUCACCAUGCGCAAGUACGCCGGCAUGACGCUGACCAAUCUCACGUUUGGGGAUGGCAAUAAUAAGAGUCUGCUCUGCUCGUUUAAAGACUUCAUGAUGGCUCUGGUGGAGCAGUUGGAGAGCCCCAAUGAAGAUAUGCGACAGGUGACAGCGGCAGUCCUAAGAAACUUAUCCUGGAGAGCCGACACAAACAGCAAACAAGUAUUAAGAGAAGUGGGCGCAGUCAAGGGUUUGACGAAAGCUGCGAUGUCGUGCCAAAAGGAAGCCACACUCAAGUCCGUUCUGUCGGCGCUGUGGAACCUCACCGCACACUGCUCUAUGAACAAAGUCGCCCUAUGCUCGGUAGAUGGCGCUUUAGGCUUCCUAGUAGACAUGCUGAGCUACAACUCGCCGACUAAAACAUUAGCAAUAGUUGAAAACGCGGGUGGCAUCAUGAGAAACGUGUCCAGUCAUAUAGCCGUCCGCGAAGAUUACAGGCAGAUUCUCCGCGAGAGAAACUGCCUUAGUGUCUUACUGCAGCAUCUCAAGUCCCCGAGUCUGACCGUCGUCAGCAACUCCUGCGGAACCCUCUGGAAUCUUUCCGCCCGAUGUCCGCAAGACCAACAGUUCCUGUGGGACCAUGGAGCGGUGCCCAUGCUGAGGAGCCUCAUACACUCCAAGCACAAGAUGAUAGCGAUGGGGUCGAGUGCAGCCCUCAAAAACCUUCUCAACUCCAAACCGGGGAAGACGCAUAUCAUAUCCUUGGAUUCCACCGCGAGGAAUAUGAACCUACCAGUUCUGCCUACUCUCGGUGCUAGGAAGCAGAAAGCGUUGGAACAAGAAUUAGACCAGAAUUUGGCAGAAACAUGUGACAACAUCGAGCCAGCCACUUCUCCUAGCACUAGCAACAGGGAAGAAAAGAACCUCUUCACAGCUACUGAAAGACAAAUUGCCAUGAAUUUAGAAAGGCAUAGAAUGACUUCAAGCUCCCCUUUGAUGGGCAACUUAUCUUCCCAGAUCUCUUUAAGCCACAGUGCCCAUUUAGCUGGUUAUCUGAGCUGCAGUAACACACUGUUAAAGGGUGCUUUAGGGACGCGAUCCGCUUCAGGUGGAAGCUCCAACAACGUCAAUAGAUCUGAGAGCAAAGACUCAGUCACCAGCACACACUCAGACACUGUCUUCGAGCGUGUAAUGAGGACGGGGAAAGUGCCUGUUCCAACACCGAGGAACAAAGACCUGAUGAAGACGGAAACGAGUGAAGCAUUCAAAGCUAAGGACGGGAACUUUAUCCGCUAUAGUAGCCAGCCGCCCAUACCCCCUCCAAGGAGUACGGAAAUGAGAACUAACUACACCGAGUCCGGUUAUGACGUCGACCAGGACUCGUGCGACCAGCCCAUAGACUACAGCAGAAAGUACUCGGAGACCAAGAGCAGCGAGCCGGCAGAAGCGCCGCCCGAACCAAAACCCAAGUCGAAAAAGUCCAAGAAAGAUAAUCCAGACUUUGGAGACUAUCAGGAGACAGACUUGGACCAACCCACGGAUUAUUCCCUCCGUUACGCCGAACACCAAUCAGAAACUGGCUCGGAUACUUCAGAUCCCCCUGUUCCGUCUAUCAACGAGGAUACUAUCAAGCACUUCGCCACCGAAGGCACUCCCUACGAAACUCCCAUCAUAUUCUCCACCGCAACUUCUAUGUCUGACCUCAGAGUUAUAGGCAAAGACGGCAGACCUAAAGCGCCUAACAUCAAAGAGAACCCCGAAGUCAUGACGCAUUCUGACGAAAAAGACACCUGUUCAAUAGAAGACCCACCGAUUGACAAUGAUCGUGCUAUCUCAACUGUCGUCUCCUCUCAGCCAGUGGAGGAAAAGAGAGGGUUGUUUGACACCAAGUUCAGUUCAGGGAUGGUGUCUCCUGAGAAGCCAGUGAACUAUUGUGAUGAGGGGACCCCAGGGUGCUUCUCUAGAGUGAGUUCGCUGAGCAGUCUCGGGGAGCCGACGGAAGAAGACAGUUUGGCGAAGAGGAACGCGAUGGCAACCAUCAAUGUUGAUCCGUGUUUAAUGGAUGAGAGUAUCAACUCGGCUAAGGAUAAAGAUGGUUCAAAAGCAGUAACCUUCGCCUCAGACGCUAUAGAAACAGCCGCGUCCUCACCGCCCUGUGUGCAGGACACGCCGCUCAUGUUCUCCAGAAGCAGCUCGCUGGGGUCGCUGCCGCAGGUGGACAAUGAUAACGAUCAUCGGCCGGAUAACUUGAGUGAUUUGAGUCGCAUGACCUCGGGCUGCAUCUCUCCGAGCGAGCUGCCCGACUCGCCGGGCCACAGCGCGCCGCUCAGCCCGCGCCCGCCGCCCGACCGCGACGAGCCUGAUGAUGAUCAUGAUGAUGACUCUCAUGCAGACGAGCAGCAUUCUGUGUUCGAGGAGCGCGCCACGACAUUCCUAGUUGAAGACACUCCCGCCUUCUUCUCCACCGCCACGAGUCUGAGCAACCUCACCAUUGAUGAUGACCCCAAGCCAAGUCGGCGUGACAAGUCUUCGUCUCAGGAGGAUCACAACACGACCGCUUCCAGCAAUCACACGGAGUUAGGUGCUCAUGAUGACAGAUCUCAAGAAAGACUACCGAAGGCUGACAUCGCUAAAGGCUCCCAAACCCCAGGCGCGGACACAUGCACAAUCUACUUCACUGAAGACACCCCAGCCGUGCUAUCUAAGGCGGGAAGCAAUUCCAACCUGUCUGUCCUGUCGAUCAACUCUACGCCAGCGGGCGCGAGGGAGAUAGCUGAUACGAGUGACAGCUCGAAUUUAAGUGAUGCUGAUGGAUUGUUAGAAGAGUGCAUACAGAAGGGUAUUGCUCAGGUGGUAAAGAACAAGGGCCCUCCAUCAGACGCGGGCUCCGGCCAUCACUUCAUGGCCAGAGAUGGACCUUAUCGUUCCAUGCCUCCGUAUUUGAGAUCAUCGACAGAAACCGUAAAGAUGUCUCAUGACUUCGCAGCCAACAUCCGCGACAGUCGCACGCCGAGCUCGGAGCGCCGGCUGUCUCAGGAGGAGAGCCCGCCGCCGCCGCUGCCGCCCAAGACCAGCUUCCCGCCCGCCCCGCCGCGCCCGCCGCCCAUCGACGACGCGCACGCGUUUGAAGGUCGCAGACACGAGAGCCGUCUCCCAAUCAAGUCUCAACGCAACUCCCGCGAGAAACCCAAACUACCGGCCACUUCCAACCUCGCUCGAAACGAUUCACUCAGCUCUCUGAGCCUCGACUCGUUUGGCUCCACCGACCGGGAGAUAUUCGAGAAGACCGUCAACGCCGGCCUCUGUAGUCUACACCCGCGGGCACGGGAGGAGAAGGCACACUCGGUGGAACGACCUACGGAACACACUCGGCACAACCGCCAACACAAAUCCUUAGACCGCAGCGAUAAGAUUGUCCCACAGAAGCAAAAAACAAAGGAUGCGGAGUUCGAAAAGAAUUUAGCGUCCGGGGCGUAUAACAUCAAACCGACGGGGAAAGUUAAGAGACUGGAGCAAGAGUUUGGUAAUCUACAUGUGAGUAGGUCUCCGUUCUCUUAUCACGGUGAUACGUCGAAUUCUCUAGCUUAUCUCAUGAGGACGAGAGGGCCAAGGUAUUUCCAGGACGGCCCGCCUAGUUUACCAGCUAGAAUUGACAAGGAACGAAGCAACUCGCUUAGCUCUCUAAGUAAUGAUUCUUUCGGAUCGACUGAUAAGGAGGCGUUUGAGCGAUGCGUCCGUAUGGGCAUGUCUAAAGGGUUAACGAAGAAAAAAGAUGAUGGAAAGAUGCGAGUGCGAAGCGACGAUAGAUUAGAAGUGAGAGAGACGCAUCGGUCGCGACAGAAGCCGGCUUCGAGCAAAAACAAGCGUGUAGAAGAGUUCACAAGUGCUAUGACGCGAUCGCCGUUUUCGUACCACGGUGACACUACUACUAUGUCGCUCGCGCAUCAUUCGAGAAUGAAGGCGCAUUCUUCUAGAUUGUUCGACGAAGGCCCUCCGAGCCUGCCCGCUAGGAUAGACGCGCCUCCCAGGCAGUUGGAACGAAGCAACUCGCUGAGUUCUCUAAGUAAUUGUUCGUUCGGUUCUACGGAUAAGGAAGUGUUCGAGCGCUGCGUCCGAAUGGGCAUGGCUAAAGGACAAUCUAAGAGAAAGGACGACGAGAAACUUCGAGUAAGAUCCGACGAUCGAUUAGAAUCGCGGGAAUUACGGGCUCGUAGACGCAAGCCCGACGGGCAGAGCAAGCUGGCUCUAGAAUACAAAGAUAGGUCGCUUAUAGAGGAGGUGAAGCCGAGUGUUUUGUCAAAAAACGUCCAGCCGCCGUCUGCGCCCCGCGCGCGCGCAGACGGAAGCGACGGCCGCGCGCCCCCGAGAAGUGGGUCUGACGACAGACUACAGGCUAACGCCGAAUAUCGGUGUGCCUCCGAAAUAGACUCCGCUUUUGACCCGUCAGAAACCCUGAAUAAGACGAAUGACUCGGAACAUUCGGUCAACACGACUGCAGAGUCAAAUCACGCAGAAUCGGAUGUAUUGAAUAGAUCGAAUGAAAUGCCGACAGUCGAUUCAGGGAAUACGACUUUCGAGUCGACGGAGCUGAAUGAAAUGACUCGCUCGAACGAGUAUUUAGCGCCGAAAUCUGCGAAUACGACGCUAGAGUCUGAAGUGAAAGACGAGCUGAACCGUUCCAACGAGUCGUACGCUGAUGUUCUGGACGGCUCGUGGAGCGAUGUCGGAUCCCCACCUAAACACUACGAAGCUGGGACACUGACACGCAAUAAGAAUAAACUAGAAUGGACCGACAUUAAGUACACAGAAAAACCAGCUGACUAUGAUGACGCGUCCAAACACACAGAUACGUGGAAUGAUAAUACGUGCCCUGAUGACGUCACUUUCCCGACGAUCAGCGGGUCAGUCCACAUGGUUUCUUCCAUCAGAAGCGAGGUCGUCGACCCCACAAACGCACUUCCAGAUUUGCUAGAAAAGAGUGAAAUCACCAGCAUGUCAUUCUCCAGACCAGAUUUAACUAACAAACUCGACAGACAGUCCCCAGACCACGUGAUGCCGAUGAUAGAAGAUCACUACGAACACGACAGAAUGCUCGACAACAUUCCCGAACCCAGCUACAUGUCAUUAGCAGACGAUACCGAACCGAAGUUCGAUUCGAUUCUAUCAUCGGCCAUUGAGAAAGAAGCGGCGAGAUUGGCCGCGCAGCUAAAAUGCUCACAAUUUAACGGAAUGGAUACCAGUGUGACGUCAUUAAACUCUUUAGACUUAGACAACAUCAAGCCUCCAUCUAACUUAGGCAGUCUACUGUCUUUAAGCGCGUCAGGCCACUUCGACGAUACAUCGACGCAAAUGUCCAAGAAGUGUUCACAGAAGAGCCGAAAGAAGUCUUUGCCUCAUUCGCUUAUGGUGAAACGGGCCCUGAGCCACUCAUUCCACAUUGGCAGUAGUGAACAUCUGGACAGUAACCCCAUGAGUUUAAUAGGAGAUAUGAAGCCUCCGUCAGAAAUGGAGCAUUUAGAUAUGGAAAGCAGUAUGGUUUCCGUAUCAAGCAUAGUAUCAGAAGUAGCAGACGCUAAGGAAAAAACACCAGUUGUGUUUGACUUUAAGCAGCCAGUUCAAGACUUCCCUAUGUGCAGUCACUUGACGAAUGCCUUCCAAGACCUAGAUCAGGUCAAUCCACCGUCAUUAUUUGACGAGAUGGCAGAGUCGACUGUAGAAAUUGAACAGACGACGGCGCAUCAAGUGUAUGAGGAUUGCUUAUCAACGCUGAAUGUCGUGACGGAUAUACCUUCAGGCUCUGAGAAUUGCACCCCGCUACCCUCAGAUAUGAGUAGUGUAGAAUCCACUCCGAAGCGACAAAGAUACUUGACGCCAAAAGAGAAACGUUUAGUAGCUAAGGACAGAUACCAAACGUAUACAAUAGCAGACCCGGCAGCGGAAAGUGACGUCACACUUGCAGUCGACACUGAAACUGACGAGUUCCUCACUUGGACGAAAUCCGAGAGCGAUUCCAGAUCCGACGACUAUGUGACUGCAAAUUCAGAGGCCAAGACUAAACGACGUAUCAGUGCGAAACAGAGACGCAUGGAGGACAGAGCGAGAUAUCAGACGCAAACUGUGGAUAUAACCAAUAUAAUCACGCAGAAUGGUAGCAUAGAUCCUCAGAUAGCGGAGUUACGGGAGCGGUUAGCCGCGAAGAAGACCAUGAAACAGAAGCGGGUAGAAGACGCGGAGAGGUUUAGAACCAGGACUUUAAGUGACGACGUGGCGUCGCCCGCGCGGGAAGACGCUGUCGAGUCUACCACAGGAUACGACAGCCUGUCCUCCGCUGAACUAGACCAGCAAUUACUAGAAGGGCCCCAUGAUGAUGACGAAGUUACCUCAACGCAGAUGCUAACCUACACUAAGACUUUCGGCCAAUACCUCCCCGUCAUAGAAAGCCCAACGACCAUCGAUCUAUGCCUGGUCAACAAUCUUAAAAACAUAGAAAUGACCGCGUCGUACAGACGCGCAAUGCAAAAUGACCUCAAAAACAACCCGAGUAGCAGCGACUUUGCGAGCUACGAGGGCGACAGCCACUCGGAGGGCCGCGUCCACUCGGACUCGGAGACAGACACGCCCGCCGUGAAGCCGAAACCGAAGAUCACCAAACCCGACCUGAGACGCGACGAGAGUCUAGACUCCAACGAAUCUAUUGACAAGGAACAAGACGGACCCAAAGCGAUCAGAGGACGGAAGAAAGCAAUGUAUGUGUCGCCCUACCGACGCACCACCGCGCCCGCCAAGCGCCCCGCGCCGCCCGCCAAGACUAUCCAGAAACCCGCCAUCACUAAACCCCUCGCCAAAGCUCUGAGUGCCAAACCCCCCAGCAAAACUCCAACCCCUACAAAAGCCACCAGCGCAAACACGUCCCCUAAGAAAAUUCCCCCAAAGUCGCCCUCAAAAAUUGCACAGAAGCCGAUGUCUAUUCCGUUGGCGAAGCCGCUGCCUUUAGAGAGGCAGGGCACGUUCACUAAGGAAGAGAGCUCGGUGCCGGCCAGAGACCUGCCGGUGCCUGAGAGAAGCAAUGUACAGAGUCGUCUGGUGAAGGCUGGUACUCCCACCAAACCGGCGCCCACAUCACCCAGCCGCCUGCCGCGCGCCCGCCCCGCUCUCACCAAGGCAGCAAGUGGUGACGCUAAGAACCCGCCCAAGAAACCCUCCCCUAGACCCUCCACCUCUGGCAUGCGGCCUUCAGCUUCCAACCACAGCCUCCAGAGCAACGACAGCGGGAAAACUGUCACCGUCAGUUCCCGCGGCUCCCGCCAGGGCAGCACCGGCAGCGUCCAUUCAGUAACCACAGCAAAGAAAGACAUUGAGAGUAAAAUCUCUGGGCUGUGGAAGAAAGUGGAGCAGUGCAAAAAGCAGUCGCCGGCGAAGCCCGACAAGCGAGUGUGGAUCGAGGCUGAGAAGCCAGACCCAGAGCCGCCGAAACUCAUCAGGAGUUCCACCUUCGACCAGCCGAAGCAGCAGGCGCCGGCCGCGCCCAAGCAGAAGACCAGCAUCGGCAUCCGCGUCAGUCAAAUACCCAGUUUAAGGCCAAAGGCACCGGCCCGCGCCGCGCCCGCCGCCGCCGCCGCUAGGAAACCAACCCCCAAAGUGUUUGCAAGGAAACAGCUGAACGGAUAAACUUAAAUGAUAUUUUUGUACAAAGUGUGUAGGGCGAGUUGUAUGUGAUUUGUGCGCUAUCGGUUAGGAAAAUUAUCGAGUGCUUCAACCCUAUGGAUUGAAUGUUAGGCGGAUUGAUUUUCGAUUGAUCGUAUCGUAAGAUCAUGAGUAAAUAAUUGUAUGUAUUGUGGUAUGUAAAAUUUGUAUUAGCAUCAAAUAUUUUGAAAACAUUUCAUGUCUUAUUCGUAUAGGUUUACAGUGAUUUACGUUGUCAAAAAUUAUGAAAAUAUUUAUUUCAGUAGGUACUUAUGUAUGUUGAGCAAUUCAAUUGAGUUUAUUCGUAGUUUUAUAAAUAUAUCUAUGUAUUUUGUAUGCGUUGAAUGUUAAAAGAUGAUUUUUCUUUAUUUUUGCAUUUAUUUUGGUGAACAAUAAGUAAUAUUUUAUAUUGUUCAAAGUUUAAGUUUUCUUGACUUCAACUAUUGUUUAUCGCAAAGAAAUGUCACAAUUAUAUUUUACCUUAUAAAAUAAAUAAAUAGCUAAGUACUUUCUUAUAGCUUACUUAAAUGUAAUGGCGUAAAUAUUUACUUUUAAUACGACAGUAAUUUCAAGAAAUAUUUUUACACCAACGAUUUUUAAACAAUAUGGAUGUUACAAUGAGCUGAACAAUAUUUCAGGUGCGGAAACGUGAAGUUUCCUUACUCAAAUAUAACUAGUUAGUUCAUCGUUACAUCCUUCAUUCCAGAUCAUUUGUAAAUAGAUUUUUCACUAAAAUACUACAUAGUUUUUAAGGUUAUCACGAAAUUUGUAUAUUGUAGAUGUCAUCGCUUUACAUUCAGAGUAAAAUAGCGUUCGCAUCCUGAGAAUGCGUCGUUGUGUUACUUCUAGUCAGUUUUAUGUUUAGAGACCCCGGUGUUAGUUUCGGCUCUAGAUUAGGACGUAAUUUUCAUCUUUUCAAUGUUAUCGUAGGAUUUUUCAAAUCUGGCUUCCUAUUAUCUUAAAUAAAUAGAAUAAUACGCGGGUUUCUGUCUACCUAGUUACCGAUACAAUUUACAUUCUUAGAGUCCUCAUUUUUACCAUCAUGAUAGAAUAGUAAAUAUAAGCUAAAUAUUUCGUUGUACUUAGAUAUUCUUGUUUCGCCAUUACUCAUCUCUUACUCAUCUGUAAGCCAGUAUAAUAAAUAAGUUACAUAGAUAGUUAAUAAGGUGCAUAUUUCAUGAUAAAUAAAGGAAGUAUACUUACCUGAA
This is a messenger RNA of Plutella xylostella (diamondback moth), 11456 nucleotides long. RefSeq lists its product as uncharacterized. Gene Ontology annotation, cellular component: beta-catenin destruction complex; catenin complex; cytoplasmic microtubule. Lineage: Eukaryota; Metazoa; Arthropoda; Insecta; Lepidoptera; Plutellidae. Gene Ontology annotation, biological process: negative regulation of microtubule depolymerization; cell fate specification; nervous system development. Gene Ontology annotation, molecular function: microtubule binding; beta-catenin binding. The record is from RefSeq and is a predicted model, not a curated record.